Messenger RNA from Culex pipiens pallens (northern house mosquito), 1640 nucleotides. RefSeq names its product alpha-endosulfine (gene endos). Gene Ontology annotation, molecular function: protein phosphatase inhibitor activity. The coding region runs from base 206 to 583 and encodes 125 amino acids. Gene Ontology annotation, cellular component: cytoplasm. The transcript has 3 exons. Lineage: Eukaryota; Metazoa; Arthropoda; Insecta; Diptera; Culicidae. The record is from RefSeq and is a predicted model, not a curated record.
AGAAGCAACAGCAGCAGCAGAAGAGAGAGAGAGAACGCAGCUGAAAACACUUUGCAGCCGUCGCGAAGUUCUGGAAACCAUUUGGAGCGAGUGAGCCUUUUUGUCCCACUUCCGGACGCCCCAACCUGGAGUACAUCGUCGGACCAACAUUCGUCAGAUUUUCAUAACUCGUCUAGAAAGUACAAGCGUCCUGUAAACCGCCAUCAUGAGCUCCGAGGAAAGCACAGACAAAACUACCGAGCAGACCACGACCGAGCAAACGGAGACCGAGGAGCAACAGCAAUCGGUCAGCGAGCUCGAGCAGCAGGAGGAGGCCAAAAUGAAGGCCAAGUACGGGGGCAACAUCGGGCUCGGCGGCGGCCCGCGCGGUCUCGGCGGCCACUCGGCCUUCCUGCAGAAGCGCCUCCAGAAGGGCCAGAAGUACUUCGACUCGGGCGAUUACCAGAUGGCGAAGCAGAAGGGCGGUGGCGUGAAGCAGGUGUUUGCCAACAAGGUGCCGACCGGAGAGGCCAUCCCGACGCCGGAAUCCGUGCCAGUGCGGAAAACCUCCAUCAUCCAGCAGUGCAACAAGUUUCAAAGUUAAGUAAGCUGCAAGCUGAACUUUCUUUCUUUCUUAUUCGUUGUUGUGAGAUUUGUCGCGCGUAAUCACCUUCAUCUCCGCGUUUAGUUUUGAUCGUCCCCCCCCUCCCCCUUCUCCCAUACUGCGUACGAUUAUGGUUAGUCUCCUCUCUUUAUUUGCUGUGUGGGUUUUUGUCGUUAAGUUUCUAGUUGUAAGUGAAAGGUGAGCCCCCUCUCCCCGCUCGCGCCCGUUUUCAGCUUAGCGCGUUGAAAAUAAAUAGGCGCUACGAUUUGGCCAUGCAAAACAUUCGGUUCGGUCCCAAUCGAUGCUCGAAGGCAAGCUUAAAAAUUAGGUUUAAAGUUUAGUUUUCUCCAAUACACUUACUCUAAGUUAUAAUCCUUGUAUCACUUAAUCGUAUUCGUUCAUAAAGCGCAAAUUUAAGCCUAUUUAGUGCAUACCAUCUGGAAAAAAAUAAUACAAAAUCAUGUGUAGAAAUCCUUACUUUUCGGAGAGAUUGAGAGAAAAAAUCACAAAUCUGGAGCAACAUUUGAAAAGGGCGCAUAAGCAUUUUGACAGCUAGAACUAUUUUGCAAAUUCAGAGCCAAUGGGUAACUCUUCAACAAAUCCCCCACCGUUAGAAGGUUGCUGGGAAGGCCAGCUAUUGUUUAACACAUCGAAUUUUGUGAAAAAGUUACCUGUUGGCUCGGAAUUUGCACAAUAGUUCUAGCUGUCAAAAUGCUUAUCCGCCAAUUUCUCGUGUUGCUCCAGAAAUCAAAACGGUUUAGGGAAAAACAAAGAAUGGUUAGAAAAUCUACUAAUCUAGAGCAAAGAGAGCGGUGGAAACAAAAACUCACACAAAACACACACACACACACAAAAUUUGGCCACGGGAGAGGACACACAGAAACAUCGAAACAUCCGGUUCCUCCCUUCCCUUUCGGAAUGAGGUUACGGCAAAGCGAUCUGACCCGAGGAGGAGAAGGAGGUGGGCAGGCAGGCUACCUGCAGAAGAGUGUUUUCAGCCAGGUGUUGUACUGUAUAUGUGAAUAAUUAUUCAUCUGAUUUUAAACUGCUAGGGAGA